AUGUCGUCGAGUCAAGAAUUAAGCCACAAGGCUGGAGAAGCCACCGGUCAAGUUCAGCUGAAGAAGGAGGAGUACUUAAACAAGGUAUCACACGCAAUGAAUGAAAAUUCUGAUCAUCACACUCACUCACAGCCACACGCAGAACAUGAUCAGAACAAUCCUUCCCUAAUUUCCCAGGCCUCUAAUGUCAUUCAACAGACAGGAGGACAAGUGAAGAACAUGGCACAAGGAGCAGCCGACGCUGUGAAGAACACUCUUGGGAUGAGUCCCACCACCAACAACCCUAGCAGCCCGGCAGGCAGGACCCACCCGAGCAAUCCUAGUAGCCCAGCUGGCAUGACCCGUCCGAGCAACCCUAGCUCAAGGAAUAUUUGA
Molecule: messenger RNA, 375 nt
Organism: Eruca vesicaria subsp. sativa (arugula)
Lineage: Eukaryota; Viridiplantae; Streptophyta; Magnoliopsida; Brassicales; Brassicaceae
Source: the annotation of a GenBank genome assembly